Messenger RNA from Caenorhabditis remanei, 522 nucleotides. RefSeq lists its product as uncharacterized. Lineage: Eukaryota; Metazoa; Nematoda; Chromadorea; Rhabditida; Rhabditidae. The coding region runs from base 1 to 522 and encodes 173 amino acids. The transcript has 4 exons. The record is from RefSeq and is a predicted model, not a curated record.
AUGGUUCGUGAAACUAAAGCGCAAGCAGAUAAAAAGGCGGCAGAUGUCGAACGGAAACGUGCAAAUCGAAAACAGGAACAUUUGAAUAGUGGCGGAGACAGUCAGGAACCUCAAAAAAAACGGACGGAAAUGAGUCAAGAAGAGCUUCGAGUGUACUGGGCUGACCAAAAGCGCAUCAAACGGGAGAAGCAGAGAAGUUUGCAAAGUUCUCAGCUCAGUGCGUGUUCACAAGAAACUCAAUUAUCAGAAGGAAGGAAGAAAAUUAAAGAUAUGAAUCCUGAAGAGCUUAGUAAUUACCGGCGUCAAAAUCGUGAAGCUUGUCGGAAGAAGGGAAGAACAUCAACAACCUCUGAUAUGGAACUCAGCCAACGCACUUCGACAUCCGAUUUCAAUUUUCAGCACAACAGCCAAUUCGACAUGGAAUCUCUUCAUUCAGAAAUGUCAGACGUGUUCGAUCAACCAACGAGCAGCAAUGCUGCAGCUCGAAUUGGAAGAAAACGGAUGAUGAGUCCACAAGAGUAG